Molecule: messenger RNA, 2384 nt
Organism: Phytophthora infestans T30-4
Lineage: Eukaryota; Oomycota; Peronosporomycetes; Peronosporales; Peronosporaceae
Exons: 4
Coding region: 1-2337 (778 amino acids)
Source: RefSeq, a predicted model, not a curated record
AUGCAGGGACAUCACGCGUCCGACGUCUUGUACGCAAAGAGCGAAGUCUCCCAGACUCCCGACCCUCUCGCCGGUGAACCCACCGACCGACACGGCAUCCCAUUAUCUGUCGCGCACAGCCCGCAGACCGACCUUCCCGUUUGGCAGUUCAUUCAUAAGUUGACGACGCCCCUCUCGAACCCAAAGAGUGGCGAUCACCCGUACACUCACAUCUGCGUCUUAUGUUCGGCCUCUCCACCAAUGCGGGCCACGUCGAAGCGAACAGUCACGUGGCGCGACGCUCUGAUGCGUCAACGGAUGUCCACGAAUGCCGUGGCGCACAUGCAACGCGUUCAUCCGGACGAGUUCGUCACCAUUGCCGACUAUAAGCAACGCAAACGAGAAGCGUUGGUAGAGAAAGCUGCCAAUGGCCCGAACGAACCAAAGAAGAAGAGAGCCAAGCGAACGCCUGGCCCCAAGAAGAAAUCCGCCACUACUCCUGACGAGAACCGGGAAGUAUCGCCACGGAAGCGAACACCCGGCAAGACGACGGACCACGUCAGGACGUGGCUCAUCUCGUCGGGUUUGCCCGUGUCCGUGCUACAAGAUGCCUCCUUGCAGCAACUAUUGAAGCUCUCGAACUCAGCUAUCUCAGCGUUGACGACGGCGUCGACUUUUAAUGCUCAAGUGCAGGAAGAGUUUAUAAAGUUUAGCGGUUUUCUGGACUUGUAUCUAGCUUCGGAGUCUCAAGCUGCUUUGGGGCUGCCGUUUCUAUCGCUUCGACACGAGUUCCGACCUAUCGAUGGAGCUACUGCCGAAGAUGGAGCGAGAGACGACGUUGUGUCGAACCAGGAGAAGGCGUUCCUUAGUGUGGCAGUUGGGUUCAUUGACUCGCAGUGGCGUCGAGUGGACUUGGUGUUGGCAGCGAAGCAAGUGCCGAGAAGUUGGAGUCAACAAGUGAACCAACUUGUGACCCAGACUGUGUCGGACACGUACGGCAUCCCCUCCAUCUCGAAGUAUGCGCGGUUCCACGUGGAUGUCGUGGAGGCCUCGCCGUCGAGUCUUGCGGUUAGUGAAGGGUACGAAGCUUCCACGGACGAGCACGAGGAUGUAUUGACACGCACGUUGCGUCACUGCGUGGUCGAUGCACUGGGUGUCGGACCUACGAGCUCUUUCGGUGGAGAGACGAGUGUUCGUCGCCUUGUCCGAUUACUACAAGAGCUUCUGACGUACUUUGAGGCGCCUGACCGAGCGAAUAUGCUGACGGAAAUCGGGGCUAGGAACGCUCUGUUGCGAGUCAGCUGCUGUCGAUACCGAGCCUACUGCUUGUACUUCCAGUCGUCUAUGAGACCAACAGUAGCGGAGCCCGAGUUGGAGACGGCGUGGACGCAACUGUCCAUGGACGACUGGCAGACUGUGACGGAGAUUGAAGCCAUUUUGAACCACCUGACGCAGUUCCGUCUCGAAGAGCGCGUGGCCUUACGACCAGGAGCAGUGGCGCCUUCCUAUGCGCUUCUGUUCCGACGUCUGCUCUCGGUUACAGUCAGUGUCUCCAGUCUCAAGUGUCUUUCUCUAGAGGACGACGCUGCUGUUGGCUCUUCCUCCGAGAAAUGGACAGCACGACGCAAGGCCAAACGGGUGGACAUGUUUACGUCAACAGGUCGUCAAUGCAUGGAACAGCUUCGAGAGCUGAUCACGCAGCACUUGGCGAGUCCUACAUCCGUGUGUGAAGUGGACGAUGAGAUCAAAGCCAUGUUGCUGGACCCCCGUAUCAGCUCCAAGGCUGGCGAUCUCGUCUCGGACACUCGUGUGCUCCGUCGCGCUCAAGAAGCUUUGCGGCAGGAGCAUCGAGCUAUGAGUUCUCUCUUGAUGGUGGAUGGACCGAAGAACCAGCCGCCUGCUGCUGCGUCGACUACGAGUAGUGGCAGACGCUCAAGUGAUGCUGUGGCUGAGGACGAGGCUCGAGCUUGGCGCGAAUGGCAGCAAGUGUAUGUGGCAUGGGACACUCUUGCAAGUGAGGGAGCAGACCUGUUCGACAAGGGCCAGUACAACUUACUGAAGCUGUAUCAUCACGUGGAUAUCCUCAAGUGGUUCCGUGAAGUUGGUCAGCAGGCCCAUCCGGCGGCGUCUCUGCUCGCUCGCGUGUACCUUGGUCAGCAACGUCCUCCGUCUCGGGCUCUGGGAACGUCGCUGUUGCAGUUUACGAAGCAGGAAGAGGCUGAUUGGGUUACUGGAGCUAUUGAGCGAGCCGAGAAGCGUUGCAUUCUUCACUACAAUUGGCGUCAGUAUCAGCAACUCAGUGCAGACGGAGCGGUUGUUCUAGCCAGGGAUGAAGGCGUCAAGAUUACCACUAUUUGAGCACAAUGGAUAAGGUGCUCACGAAUAUACAUGUAAUAGGUUAACUC